AUGUUCAAGUCCCUGCUGUCGCUGGGUCGCUCGACCAACUACUUUGUUCCCAAAGUGGACCCCAAGGUAGACGGGCCGGACUGUCUACAUGACUGCGCCAGUUGCACGACACAUUUUCCCGACAAAGUGAAAGUCGAGACUUCACUUCCAUUGUAUGGACAAAUCAAAGAGUUCCAUUCCCACAUCCUGGUGGCAACAGGCCGAACCGACUGGAAGGAGAAGGUCGAGCAUGAAAAAGGGACUCUCAUGGAGGCGUUAAACCAGCCAUCCGCCAAGUCAAAGCACGGAGUAUGUUCCGAGCAAAAGCAAUCGUGA
Messenger RNA from Penicillium chermesinum, 315 nucleotides. RefSeq lists its product as uncharacterized. Bases 1 to 315 code for a protein of 104 amino acids. The record is from RefSeq and is a predicted model, not a curated record. The transcript has a single exon. Lineage: Eukaryota; Fungi; Ascomycota; Eurotiomycetes; Eurotiales; Aspergillaceae.